AUGGAUCUGAAGACCAAUCGACCUUAUGUAUGCCCUGUAGCAUGGUGCCCACGGUCAUACACUCGACAACAACAUCUCAAAAGACACAUGGAAACUGGACAUCAGGAGAAGUCUGAAGAGAAAUUAAAAUGUGACAAAUGUGAAAAAUUAUUUAGCAAUGUUUAUUCUCUGAAGAAACACCACUUCCGAUAUCACGUGCGUAACCGGUACAAGUGUGAACAUUGCUCGCAGACGUUUAAGAAGCAGCAACAUUUGAGUACGCACUCCUUUGUGCAUACUGGUAUCAAACCAUUCAAAUGUGACUUCCCAGGAUGUGAUGUAAGAUGUGAAGCUCCUAGUCGUCUUAAGCGUCACUAUAAGGUUCAUGAAAAAAAUCGCUAUUCUUGCCCUCGAGAAUCUUGCAAAGAAGUAUUUGAUGAAUAUAAGGAACUACAGCACCAUCUGUCUAUUGGUCAUCCUAAAGAGUGUGAUAUUUGCAAGAAAACCUUUCGGCAACUUCGACAGCUUAAAUUACACCGGCUAACUCAUGAAACUGUUAAAGUGGCCCAUUUUUGCCCAUUCGAAACCUGUGAUAAAUAUUUCUACCAAGAAAAAAAUUUAAAUGCACACUUUGCAAGAAUACACGAGCGAACCAAGAUCUACGAGUGUGGCGUGUGCAGCAGACAACUUUCCAGCAAGGUAAAUAUGUUUCACUGCUUGCUGCCCUCUGCCCUGCACACAUUUUUUUUUGAGUAUACUUUUCACAAUACCAUUUAUUACCAACUAUGAAACUAUCUUAGCUUAACUCAGAAAGGGAAAAAGUUGCAAUCAGUUUUCAUCCCAUCUUUUGAGUACAUAAUGAGCUCUUUCCUGAAUCACAUAAUAAUAUUAGCACACAAAUACCAGCAUAUCACUGAAUAAUAACUUUUUUUUUUUCAACAAACUGGCCGUAUCCCACCAAGGCAGGGUGGCCCAAAAAGAAAAACGAAGGUUUUUCUUUUUAAAUUUAAUAAUUUGUACAGGAGAAGGAGUUAUUAGCCCCUUGCUCCCGGCAUUUUAGUCACCUCUUACAACACGCAUGGCUUACGGAGGAAGAAUUCUCUUCCACUUCCCCAUGGAGAUAAGAGGAAAUAAACAAGAACAAGCGCUAGAAAGAAAGUAGAAGAAAACCCAGAGGGGUGUAUAUAUAUAUGCUUGUAUACAUGUAUGUGUAAGAAGAAGUAGCAAGACGUACCUGUAAUCUUGCAUAUUUAUGAGACAGACAAAAGACACCAGCAAUCCUACCAUCAUGUAAAACAAAUACAGGCUUUUAUUUUACACUCACAUGGCAGGACAGUAGUACCUCCCUGAAUAAUAAUAUUAGUACAUAAAUACCAGCACAUCGUCUAAAGGGGACAAGAAGAUACAGACCAGCCAGAGUAUGGAAAACUAAAGAGGGGAGCCAUAACCUCUCUAGAGAAAGUUUUUUUUUUUUCUUAGUGCCAGGAAGGAGACAAGACUGGCAAGAAAUGACAGAAAUAUUACACAGACUGAAAACACUUCUAGAGCAGAGGCACAGUCAUUGGCCUCCACUCCAGAACAACAUAUAUUAGAGCCACCAAAUAAAACCCCCCUAAAUUACAUCAAUAUAAUGACAUUUGUCUUUGCAAACAUACAGGGUCUAAAGCCAUCAACAAAAUUCCUCACAUCAAGGGACUGCUCACGGAGUCAAAUGCAAUGUUUGCAGCUUUCACAGAGACCCGCAUAAAGGAUCAUUUUGACAACAAAAUAUGGAUCCCAGGUUAUGACCUUUUCAGAUGCGACAGACUAAACAGGCAAUGGAUGGGGGGAGGUUGGCUUGUAUGUCACAGAGUUGCUCAUUUGCUGAGAACUACUAAACAUCUCAAAUGAUAUAGUAGUUGAAGUUUUGGCGGUAAAGACAGAAAAGAGAAAGGUUUGGUUUUCAAUGUUCACUUUCAACUUUCUACCUUUACACACAUUUCCAAAUUUGUCCACUAACCUUUGCAAUUUUUCUUUAGAAUCUCCCAUAAGCACAGUAUCAUCAGCAAAAAAUAACUGUGUCACUUCCCAUUUUGUAUUUAAUUCCCCUAAUUUAAUCCCACCCCUCUCCCGAACUCCCUUGCAUUUACUUCUUUUACAACCCCAUCUAUAAAUAUAUUAAACAACCAUGGUGACAUUACACAUCCCUGUCUAAGACCUACUUUUACCGGGAAGUAUUCUCCCUCUCUUCUACACACCCUAACCUGAGCCUCACUAUCCUCAUAAAAGCUCUUUACAGCAUUUAGUAACUUACCACCUGUUCAAUAUACUUGCAACAUCUGCCACAUUGCUCCUCUAUCCACUCUAUCAUAUGCCUUUUCUAAAUCCAUAAAUGCAAUAAAAACUUCCCUACCUUUAUCUAAAUACUGUUCACAUAUAUGCUUCAAUGUAAACACUUGAUCUACACAUCCCCUACCCACUCUGAAGCCUCCUUGCUCGUCCGCAAUUCUACAUUCUGUCUUACCUCUAAUUCUUUCAAUUAUAACCCUACUGUAUACUUUUCCUGGUAUACUCAGUAAACUUAUUCCUCUAUAAUUUCUACAAUCUCUUUUGUCCCCUUUCCCUUUAUAUAAAAGGACUAUACAUGCUCUCCGCCAAUCCCUAGGUACCUUCCCUCUUUCAUACAUUUAUUAAACAAAAGUACCAACCACUCCAACACUAUAUCCCCCCCUGCUUUUAACAUUUCUGUCAUGAUCCCAUCAGUUCCAGCUGCUUUACCCCCUUUCAUUCUACGUAAUGCCUCACGUACCUCCACCACACUUACAUUCUGCUCUUCUUCACUCCUAAAAGAUGGUAUACCUCCCUGGCCAGAGCAUGAAAUUACCGCCUCCCUUUCUUCCUCAACAUUUAAAAGUUCCUCAAAAUAUUCUCGCCAUCUACCUAAUACCUCCCUCUCCCCAUCUUACUAAUCUUUAAUGCAGACUUUAAUCCUUGACUGAAACUGACUUCUAUUAAUGUUGGUAGAAUUACCGACAAUAUGUCAAGUAAAAGGACACAAGUGCAACUAGUGUAACAUUUUAUUGUGGCAACGUUUCGCUCUCCAGGAGCAUACCGACUUGAAAAAGCUCCUGGAGAGUGAAACGUUGCCACAAUAAAAUGUCACAUUAGUUGCACUUGUGUCCUUUUACUGAAACUGACUUAUUUUAUUACACAGACUGAAACACUCUCCAUACUUACUCAUACCCACCCACCACGUUAUAUCUUCUAACAUAA
Messenger RNA from Cherax quadricarinatus, 3231 nucleotides. Lineage: Eukaryota; Metazoa; Arthropoda; Malacostraca; Decapoda; Parastacidae. The record is from RefSeq and is a predicted model, not a curated record.